AGUAUUUCUCACAUGCACACCAGCCGCACCAGCAACUGCAUUAGUGGCCCAUCAGAUACCAUCAAGAACACAGUCUGAUCCACAAGAACAACACCAGCCACUAUAGCAACAGGUAGCAGAUCAAGAAGCUAGCAAGGAGGAGCAGGCAUACCAUAGGAAGAGGAAUAUCAUAGGAGCUAGAAGAUCUAGCUAUCAAGCUACAGAGAGCAACAGAUAUGGAGGCAUCGAAGGAGGAUCUACAGUGCAACUCGAAGGCCGAGGAAUCAACAACUACUUCAAGAGACAGGACCAUGUCAGAGGAGUCAGAUACCACAUCCAACAAAGAGAAAACCUAGUUAGCCAUAGAAGGGAACUCAAUUCCUAAACCUAGCUCCUAUUUAGCUAGAAUCUAUUCUUAGCAUCUAUAGCUAGUUAAUUACUCUACAAAUAGAGUUCGUGAUAAGACUAGACUACGAGUCAUUCUUCUGGAGUUUAUUUGCAGUUUUACCUCAUUGUAAAGUAGGAGGCUGUGAUGAUCUUAUGUAACAGAGUCAAUGUUGUAAUUCUAUAGACAUGCCUUGGACCCGCAUAUGUUUCUGUUGUACCACUCUGAGCGAUAUAAUACUAGUGGAACGGUGUUUCAUUGGUGUUAUGUCAGACUUGCAUACUACACCAUGCAGUGGUAUGCCGGGUCACCACACAAUGGCUGUCCUAGUGUACCAGGCCUGGAUAUCCAUAUCAUUCUCCCCUUCUUCAAGAAGCGUUGUCCCCAACGCGUGAGGGUCUGCUAGAAAAAGGGUAAUCAGAUAAGAACACGCCGAUCUUCAUCCUCAAGCCCGCCAGUCUUUCACACCUCAUCCUCCCUCUUGACUAGCUUGACUUGACCUUGACGCCCUUUGGUCUUCGACGCCAUCAACCUGAUUGAGACACAGGCAUCCUCCAAAUACAAACUGAAAGUGCACCAUGCAUACCACCCCACACAGAACAAACUUCUGCACGCCAUGGAUCCAAAUAAGCUGAACACACCCGAGUAUGCACCCUUCUGAUCACCAAUGUCGUCCUUCUUGAAGAGCAACAUUUCCCCCACCCCGCAAUGAACAAACAACAACAACAUAAGUGACGUUGCAGGUCUGGACUUGGAUACUGCGGACUGUACGCCUGAAACAGCCCGGUCUAGGGCUCGGUAUGACCGGCCUGGGCGCCGGCUCUGCCGGCCAGGGGCCCGGUCCAACCGGCUUGGGUGCCGGUCCAACCGGUCUGCGGCCCGGUUUGCCGGCCUGGGCACCGGGCGAACCGGCCCAACACACAGUACGUCUGCCUGGUUGGCACCGGUGCUGGUCCCGGUUUUUGCCGGCCAGCCCGGCCUGACAGCUGGUCCUACCGGCCGUGGCGCCGGCCGCCGGAAAGCGCCUGGACUAUUCUCGCCUCGCGCGCCUCGCCGUGCUCACGUUCGAUGUCUCCUCCUGUCGCUCUUUCCCUGGCGUGGGCGUGGAAGCUAGCUUGCAACUCGAUCGGUUGUAGUAUGGCAGCUGCAGUAUUCCAUGCCAAAUACAAUGCAAUCUUACUUCCCUUUUUUAAUAUAGCUGAAACGAAUCUGCAAUCCAUGAUCGCUAGCUGCUUGGUAUUUGGAAGCCCAAGAAUCGAAACAUGCAGGAAUCGAUCGCCAGAAACACGUCCUGCCCAGGUACAUGGAAUUUCUUUAGCGCCUAAACGUGCUGCUGCCUUACUCCACGCGCGCGUUGACAGGAAGGGAUCCUGGACCCUGGCGGCGCGCGAUCGAAGUGGACGUGCAUCUGGACUCUUCUCCUUGCCACAACCGCGUGCUGCUUCCUCCUUCCUGCGUGGCCGCCGCCGCCACCAGCAAACAGCAACAAAAACCUUCGCGAUUGUUCCUGCCUCUUCCUUGCUGCCCACUUCCUCCUCCUUGAUCUUCACCAACAGCAUGGCGGCGACGUACCCAAUGGUAGCCACAGCAAUCGAGUAGAAACAACUGAACAACAAACCAAUCUGCACCGUGAUCAACCUAGCACUCUGAUACCACAUGAUGAGGAUUGUUCUCCCGAUCUUUCACGAUGCACCAUGCUGAUCCAUAGGACCGAUAUAUCUUGAACUCCCUUGACAGAUUCAAGAAUACUCAAGCACAUAUGAUUACUCUUGACAGACUCAAGAACUCUCACACCUUUAUUGGAUAACUGGACGAACGUCCGAGACGCCGUCACAACGCCGACCCCAUAGGGACGGAGAUAACUUGAACUCGAGGUUCUACAUUAUUCUGAAUCAAAACUAGACUAAACCUAACCCUAGCCGCCCCACCCCCUUAUAUGAGGGGAAGGGUGGCCGGCCAGCCCCUAUUGGGCUGGGGCGCCCACUUAUGGGCCUAGCCCUAGUUGGGUUGGACAGGCCCAAUCCCAACAGACACACUAAUUUAACCCUAAUUUGGCCCACCACAUGACCUGGCUAUAUUAUUUCCUAAUAACAAUGCUACAAUACAAUAAUAAUGGUACAACCUUAGACUUAAUCCUCGUACCAAUGGCUGUCCUAGUGUACCAGGCCUGGAUAUCCAUAUCACGUACGAAAGUGAAGAGAGCGGAGAAGCGUAUCUCGUAAGCCAACCGGGUGUUUUUCACUGCGGCCCCUCUGGUCAUGCACUAUUUGCACAUCCAUGCCACAAAGUGUACGGAAUCACUGCUCUAAUUAUCAUCCCGGUAAUCAUGCGCGUGUGUUGGCUUGUGUUUGAUUCUGAUUUUUUUCUUCCAUAAAUUGUGGAGCACAUUGUGAUCUGAUGCCGCAGUGGUUGUCCGUUAAGGUUGUAUGAAUCAACCGAUGCAGAGGGUGGGACGCACACCAUUUCGGGAAAAAAGGUGGUUGUCCCUAAGAAUUUUUGUAGGAAAAUUACCGUAGAUGUAGCAUUGCUCUUAUCCUCCUGUUGUGAAACUGCUGCCAGGUUUCUGUUAGUUCUCAUGAAGGCAAAUCUUCUCUUUUUUUGAGUCAUAUAAAGAUAGGAUGGGAAGAUCUGAAGCAAUUGAUAAUUCUUUCAAUAUAGCUAGCCUGAUGAAUGCCUCUUCUGACUUAUCUUUUCUAGAAAAAAAAAUUCUAUGCAAGAGAAUGAUGGUAUCAUUCAUGACUUUCCAAAUAACAACUCCUCUAGCAUGGAUGGUUUUAAUGCAGAAUUUCUAAAGAAGUUUUGGACAAUUGUCAAGAAGGAUUUCUAUGACCUUUGUAACCAGUCUAUUUGCCUAGAGAGCAUAAAUAGUUGUUUCUUCACUCUUGUUCCUAAAAAGUAAGGUGAUGCCACUAAAAAUAACUUCAGGCCUAUCUCCUUGCUUAAUUGCAUCUUAAAGCUAAUCACCAAGCUAUUGCCCAAUAUGCUUCAGAAGGUAAUAAUGCAGCUCAUCCAUGAGAACCAAUCUGGCUUCAUCAAGUCAAGUGAUGGUGCUCCGGUGAUGGCGUCAGACAAUCUUAGUGCCGGUUGUUAUACAAGUGGUUGGGAAACCCCAAGAGGAAGGUGUGAUGAGCACAACAACAAGUUUUCCCUCGGUACGAAACCACGGUUUAAUCGACCAGUAGGAGAAAGGCGUGAAUUUUGAAGGUGAUGCUAGAUGACUAGUGGCAGGACGCACUACCGGCGUCAACAACAACAUGGAACCUGCACACAACACAACCAAAGUACUUUGCCCCAACUUACCGUGAGGUUGUCAAUCUCACUGGUUUGCUGAACACAAAAGAUUAGACCUAUCGAGUGGAAAGAGACGUUUGCAGCAAUUAAAGAGAACGGAUCUUACAGUAAGUAAACAGAGCAGGAUUGCAUUGGUUGAAUUUAUCAGUGUAAAAGAAAGGACUGGGGUCUACAGUUCACUAGAGGUGUCUCUCCAUAAAGAUAAAUAACAUGCUGGGUGAACAAAUUAUAGCUGGGCAAUUGACAGAAUACCGAUCAUACAUGACAAGAUGAUUACUAUGAGAUUCGUUUGGGCAUUACAACAUAAUACAUAGACCGUAAUUCAACUACGUCUAUGACUAAUAAUCCACCUUCCGGUUAUCGUUCGAACCCCUUCCAGUAUUAAGUUGCAAGCAACAUAUUAUCGCAUUAAGCAAUGUGUGUAAAGUAAACAAUAGAAUUACCCUUGGAUAAAAUUGUUGUUUUCUCCCUAGUAGCAACAACACAUCUACAAUCUUAGAAGUUAUUGUCUCUCUUCAAGAAAACUAGAGGCAUGAACCUACUAUCUAUCAUAAAUACCCCCUCUUGGAAUCACAAGCAUCUACUUGGCCAGAGUAUCUACUAGCAAUGGAGAGCAUGCAAGAUCACAAAUAACAUAUGACAAGAAUAUAUAAUCGAUCUCAACAUAGUACACAAUAUUCAUCGGAUCCCAGCAAACACAACAUGUAGCAUUACAUAAAGAUGAUCUUGAUCAUGUAGGGCAGCUCACAAGAUCUAAACAUGGGGCACAAAUUGGAGAAGACAACAAUCUAGCUACUGCUAUGGACCCAUGGUCCAUGGAUGAACUACUCACGCAUCACUUCGGAGGCGGGCAUGGCGAUGUAGAUGCCUCCCGCGAUGAUUUCCCUCUCCGGCAGGGUGCCGGAAAGAGCUUCAGAACCCCCCGAGAUGGGUUCUGCGAUGGCGGCCGCGACGGAACUUUUCGUGGAUGGAGGCUCGGGUAUUCACAGGGUUUUCCCAAGAUCGUGAAUAAAUAGGCGGAGGGGCGAUGUCGGUGGAGGCCAGGGUGGCCCACACCACCCCUAGGCGCGGGCCAGGCAGGUUUGGCCGCCCUGCUGCCCUCCUUCGACUCCCCUCUAGACUCUGUCUUCGUUACGGUAAAAUAUUGACUUCGGCUUUUGUUUCGUCCAAUUCCGAGAAUAUUUCCUGUAGAACUUUUCUGGAAUACAAAAACAACAGAAAACAUGGAACUGGCACUGUGGCAUCUUGUUAAUAGGUUAGUGCCGGAAAAUAUAUAAAAGUGCAACGAAGCAUGGGCAAAACAUAUAUGAAUUGGUGUCAAACAAGCAUGGAGCAUCCCCAAGCUUAACUCCUGCUCGUCCUCGAGUAGGUAAGUGAUAACAAAAUAAUUUUUGAGGUGACAUGAAGCCAACACAAUCUUGAUCAAGCAUGGUAAAACAUUGUGAGCUGGGAUCAAAGUACUCUGAACAUAGGCAUGAUAUAUAUAAUUCAAUAAAACUUAGGAACUAUGUUAUAACAUGAAGAGUAAAUCAAACAAAGGAUCAUGAAUAAUAGUGCAUUGAAAGCAACUGUUUGUUUAUGAGCAUAGAUAAAACAUAGAAAAGUGGUACUCAACAUGUCCUUUAUGAGGUAGCAAAACAUAAAUGCUAGGACACCUUUAAAGUUCAGAGGAUGACUAGAUACAAGUAAUUUAAGAGCAAGCAAUAGCAUAGUCAUGAAUCAAUCAAUAAUAAUUUUGGGACUAUGCACAUUGCACUAAGAAUGACAACUAUGCUCUCUUAAUUGGUGCAUAAAGUAGAAGAUGAAGACUCAACAUAAAAGUAAAAGAGAGACUCUUUGCAGAGUAAGCAAGAUAAAAAAGUUUUAUAAACCUUCCAAAAAGUAUGGUACUCAUUAGCUUUGAGUUAUGAUUGCCCCUAUCAUAAGCAUCUUGAAUGGCUAAAGUUAAUGUGAAUAAAAUAUGAGCUAUAUGCUUGCAAAUCACAAGUUGAAAAUCUCAUGCCCCUUGAAUACAAGUACCUAAACCUCAUGCUACUCAACUUAGGUCCCAAAUAAGUUCUUGUCAUUGUAAGUAUACAUGUAUCAUUGAGAACAACCAACGGGGUACCUCUUGCCCGAUGAUAUGGAGGUACUCUUGUAGGAGAAAUCUCAUGCCAAAAUGACAAGACAAACAAAUAAUGAGCAUCCCAGCAGUUUUUAUUUACUAUGGUUAUAUCUUUUUAUUGCAAAUGUUUCAUAGAAUGCUCACUAUGGUUCCCUGUAAAUUUCCACCAUGAAUGAUGCAUGGCUUAGAUUAGCGGCCCAGGCGUUUCUCUAACUCAUAUACAAACUCCAUGGACUUACAAGUUUCCAUUUUAUUUCGCACCACUAGGCAUCCAUAAACAAAAGAACAUGACAUCAACUAAACAUAAGUGCAAUGUCGAAAGUGUUCCCCAUGAAAGCAUGGUUAUACUAACUCUCAGCUUGCAAUUUUCAAACAUAUAAACUUCAUAAGAGAGGCACAAUGAUCAAAUUUAUUAAGUGCAAUAAAAUAAAUAUGCCAUCAAGUUCGUGUGAGAUUUACUAACUAAUUUUCUCAUGCCAAUAUUUAAUUUGGAAGAUAAAUAAAAACAUGUUGAAUUACUUGAAUAGCAAUAAUGCUACUAGGUAGAUAUGGUUGACAUAAUUGGAAAACUUUGUUUCAUGGUUGUUGGAUGCACGAGUAGAGAUCAUACUCAGCACAGGCGAAGGCUGGCAAAAGACUGGGAGCGACCAACUAAGAGAGCAAUAAUGGCCAUAAUCAUGUAUAGCGACAAAAAAUUAUCAAUCAAAGCAUAAAGUGAUAUUACAAGUCAAAAACUAAAUGAUCAUAGAGGCUUUAGUUGAAUAGUUAUAGUCAUAACAUGUAUAAGCAUGCGCCAAGUGACAAGGGAUUAACUUAUCAAUGCCUACAGAUUGUAGACUAGGGUUUUAAUCGGAAGUAGAGGGCAAGUAGAUCUCGAAGGUUUCAGCCGAAAAGUGCCCGACGAUAAAAAAAAACUAGGGUUGCGUGAGACAAUGAAUCGAUGCUCUCUUUGUCCCUCUACUCCCCCUUAUACAGGAGGUGGAGUCGAGGGAUUCAUAGUACACAAGUUACAGAGUCCGGGAGGGUUUCUAACUCAUCCCGUAAGAUUACAAGUAUGUAUUUCCUAAUACAACUCUAGCUUUCCUUAGUACUAACUUGGGCUUCCAAAUCUUCAUAUUCAUCGAGUCGUGGGCCUUCAGUAAACCCCGGGUACCAUCUUCGGCAGGCCCAUUUGGGGAUGCCUAUGUCAGUAGCCCCCGAGAUUUUGCUUGAAUCGAAGAAUCAGGGAAAAUCUCCAACUGUAUAGUCAUUCAAUAACUCUGUCAAAUUUAUCACAUAUCUUUGGAUACACAAUUAUAUAUUGUACAGGGAUAAUGGUAGUUGGGGCUAGUUCAUCUGACGGAUCAGGUACUAGUUAACUGCUCUAGUGGCAAUCCGCAAAACCCUACUUCAAGAUCACGUCCCUGGACAUGAUCUCGGGAUACUGGUGUUAACUUCGACAGGUGCCACUUAAGGUCUUACCAUCUGUCGAGUCCCAGUCAUAUUUUAUCGGGUACCUAACGCGUCCGUUAGGAUUUUUCUUCGUAUCUGUUGAUACAGAAAAAAGUAGCAAACCGACGUCAGAGACGGUGCCACGCCGCUCAGAACGGAUCUGGGGUCUUACCUUCGCAGAAUUUUGCGGCAUUCAGAGAUUAUUCGCAACUUUGGCGCUCUGAGAAUAUAUUGUCGAGUGCUUUUUCGGCUGUUGGAAUAGCACAUUUUAUUGAGUCAACAGAUGACUUAUCUUUCCUUCCCGAUGGGAGUAUAUGCAGAGUUAUUUGUAUAACUCGAAAUAUGCUCACUUUUUUUUAUAAUUUCAUCGGGCACGCGAACAGCGUUCUCGAUGGGAGUAGCCCCCGAGGUUACAGCCAAGGACUAGUGCUUGGUUGUAGGCUCAACACUUUAGUGCCUUAUGUCGCUAUAUUGUCAUUCUUUCUCGAACUUUUCAUAUCUAUCGGGUGCGCGACCAGCGCUCCCGAUGGGAGUAGCCCCCGAGGCUAUGAACAAAUGCUUGUAUUUGGUCAUAGGCUCUCACCAUUUCUAUUUUGUCAUACUCGAAUUUUUAUUUUUUCCAAAGUAGCCCCCGAGCAUUUGAGCAAAAACUUGUAUUUGAUCAAAGGCUUCUCGAAAUAAUCAAUAGUCUUUGUCUGCCGCCAAUUUCAUUAAUCUUCAUAGCCGAGAUUUUUUUUAGAAAGGUGACAUCAUUACUGACGAUAGCCACGAUCCUUUUAUUGGGAAGACGCGAGAGCUGUCCGUUCACUGACCUGCGGGCCCAAAACCUGCAACCUGUUGACACGUUACGCAAGUGGGGGACACACGUCCUCCGCUUUUUCUGCUCCGCGCGCUGUAGCGCCUGUCCAGUUCCAUCAUGGUAAAAGUACCAUUGUACCCUUUGAUCCACGUGUAAAGCAUCAAGUCUAUUUGGAGAACAUCCAACGGUGCGGCGUUCUGACUAAUCCUGCUAUAAAUACUCUCCUUCUUCCUCGCUUAUUCCCCUUCGCCACACCAUUGCUCAUACGUCCUCUGCUCCAAUCUCCAUUGCAAACAGCCAAGUUCUAGCGCACGCGUACUGCUCCACUUUCUCCACACCGUUGUUGAUGCCGCCGCGGCCAAGAAUUUCAAGGCACAACACCCCCGAAGCAAAGAUGGCGACAGCGGAUCUGGGGAGCACUGAGUGGGAGAGAUCCAAGAUCUCCGCCCAAGAUAUCAACUUGCUGAAGAAGCUUGGGAUCAGCAAGAAGAAAGAUUCGCUGCGCUUCCCCAGCGAUGAGAGCUAUCCAUCCCCUCCUAUCGAGUAUCGGGUCAGUUUCGUUGACCACCUCAUCCGCGGCCUUUCUUCCCCCAUUCACGAUUUUUUGCGUGGGUUGCUUUUUGUGUACGGAUUGCAACUUCACCAUCUUACUCCCAACUCCAUCCUCCACAUCUCGAUCUUCAUCACUCUUUGCGAAUCUUUCCUUGGAGUCCAGCCUAACUGGGCUUUAUGGAAGCGCAUUUUCCUCCUUCGCCGUAAUGGCUCUCCCAACGUUGCCUAUAACAUAGGCGGCGUUGUUAUCUGCGUCCGCCCUGAUGUCGAGUACUUUGACGUCAAAUUCCCUGACUCAGUUCAAGGGUGGCGCAAAAAAUGGUUGUAUAUCCACGAAGAAAGCCACGACUCGGCGGAACACAACAUUCCCCCUUUCGAUGGCAACGAAAAAAUCUGUCGCCGCUGGUCCUGGGAUGUAGAGGCUAGCGACAAAGAAAAAGCGGCGACAGAGGCGCUGAUGACACGCAUCCACGAGCUUCAAAAUACCCGUGGACAAGAAUUGUUGGGUAUCCAAAUCACGGCAUAUUUCCUUAGGAUUAGGGUGCAGCCUUUGCAAGCUCGCAAAAACUCCCUUUGGAUGUAUGCUGGCGACAAGGAUGUGGAUCGCCUGUCGAUAGAUUUACCGGUCAAGGACUUAGAGAAACUUAUCCGAAAAAUCUCGUCGCUUAGCAAGAAAGACACCGUCCCGUCAUCUUGCCGUGUGACACCAUAUAGCGCCACCAACGCGCUCCCGCAGGUAAUAUAUUUUUAUCGUCUGCUUGUUCGUUCACUCUCUUCUUUUCUCUUUUUUACUGCUAUUUCUUCGACUGUUGUUAUUGAUACAAAUUUCUGUCGAUACUUUUUCUAUCUUGUCCAGAACCACAAAACUGCGUCGCCUCUUCCUCCCCUUCCCGAAGGAAAUUGA
Messenger RNA from Lolium perenne, 9445 nucleotides. The record is from RefSeq and is a predicted model, not a curated record. Lineage: Eukaryota; Viridiplantae; Streptophyta; Magnoliopsida; Poales; Poaceae.